Messenger RNA from Musa acuminata subsp. malaccensis (wild Malaysian banana), 1232 nucleotides. Its product is annotated as cyclin-dependent kinase B1-1-like. Gene Ontology annotation, biological process: signal transduction; regulation of gene expression; regulation of G2/M transition of mitotic cell cycle. Gene Ontology annotation, molecular function: cyclin-dependent protein serine/threonine kinase activity; cyclin binding; ATP binding. Gene Ontology annotation, cellular component: cytoplasm; cyclin-dependent protein kinase holoenzyme complex; nucleus. The record is from RefSeq and is a predicted model, not a curated record. NCBI's taxonomy places the organism in Eukaryota, Viridiplantae, Streptophyta, Magnoliopsida, Zingiberales, Musaceae.
CUUUCCCCCCUCCUCUCAGAUUCCUCCCCCUACUCACUCCCGAUCUCGGCUGGCGAGCUAUCACAUAAGAGGAGGAUUCUCGACCGAGAUCCAGAACUGGAGGUUCGAUCGUUUAAGGAGGAGGGGAAGGAGAAGUGGGUUUGGAGGGGUCCGUUAUGGAGAAGUACGAGAAGCUGGAGAAGGUCGGGGAGGGGACGUACGGGAAGGUGUACAAGGCGAAGGACAAGGCCACGGGGCAGCUCGUCGCCCUCAAGAAGACCCGCCUCCAGAUGGACGAGGAGGGCAUCCCCCCCACUUCCCUCCGCGAGAUCUCCCUCCUCCAGUUGCUCUCCCGCUCCAUCUACAUCGUUCGUUUGCUGAAUGUGGAGCAAGUGAAGAAGAAUAACAAGCCCAUUCUCUAUCUGGUGUUCGAGUAUGUGGAUACUGACCUCAAGAAGUUCAUCGACUCCUAUCGCAGGGGAUCCAACCCCAGGCCGAUCCCCUCCCCUGUCAUUCAGAGCUUUUUGUAUCAGUUAUGUAAAGGAGUUGCACAUUGUCAUGGUCAUGGAGUGCUUCACAGGGAUCUGAAGCCUCAAAAUCUUCUUGUUGACAAAGAGAAGGGCAUCUUGAAAAUAGCCGAUCUUGGGCUGGGAAGAGCCUUCACCAUUCCUCUAAAGAGUUACACACACGAGAUCGUAACGCUUUGGUAUAGAGCUCCUGAGGUCUUGUUGGGAACAACCCACUACUCAACUGGAGUGGAUAUGUGGUCCAUAGGAUGUAUAUUUGCUGAAAUGGUGCGAAGACAACUACUUUUUCCUGGUGACUCGGAGUUGCAGCAAUUACUUCACAUCUUCAGGCUUUUAGGGACUCCAACUGAGGAACAGUGGCCUGGAGUUGGCUUACUGCGGGAUUGGCAUGAGUAUCCACAGUGGAAACCUCAAAACUUGGCACGUGCAGUUCCGGCAUUGGAACCUGAAGGCGUUGACCUUUUAUCGAAGAUGCUUCAAUAUGACCCAUCCAACCGGAUAUCAGCUAAAGCAGCAAUGGAGCAUCCCUAUUUCGAUUCCCUCGACAAGUCACAAUUUUAGUGCCUACUACAAUUCUGACGUUCUAAAGUCAGAGUAGGAGUUCUUCAGUACUUGUGCUGUCAUCACAUCUGUUGUACACUUUUUCGUCGUGGAGCAAUGCAUUGAUCGAUGCCUAUCGUUGUGUAAUGUUUAUUCUGUUAAUUUCUCUCGACAAGGACUGAUAUU